Messenger RNA from Perognathus longimembris pacificus (Pacific pocket mouse), 3704 nucleotides. It is a transcript of the gene Slc35e2b, whose product is annotated as solute carrier family 35 member E2B. The record is from RefSeq and is a predicted model, not a curated record. The transcript has 10 exons. The coding region runs from base 536 to 1771 and encodes 411 amino acids. Gene Ontology annotation, cellular component: Golgi apparatus. Lineage: Eukaryota; Metazoa; Chordata; Mammalia; Rodentia; Heteromyidae. Gene Ontology annotation, molecular function: antiporter activity.
GGUUGCCCUGCAGCUUUUAUCUGUUCUCCGUGUACUCUAAUGGGUGGUGAUGACUCAGGCUUUUAUGGCCAGCGCUCCACACCCCCGGAGUUCAAGUCCAGCUGCCCCGACUGUUUGCAGGCCCACGCAGGCGUGCAGGGCUCCUGGUUCUUCAGAGCAGUUGGUAGUGGUUCCCAGAUCAAUGCUGACCCUUGGUCUUUUGCAGGAUAAGGAUUGCUUUCCUCUGAAAGCAACUGGGAAGGCAGACGGGAAAGCCAGGAACCAGGGCUGGACAUGCCAGCCGCCAAGCUGCAGCUUCCUGGGAGACUCCGCCAAAGUUCCCGACUCUUGUGAAAAAGCCAAGUGAGAGAGAAGAUCCAGUACCGAGUUAAAAAGAAGUGCCGAAUUUAGCCAGUAAGCGCUGUAGCCUGUGUCGGCACCCGCACUGCCGGGCCAUGUUCGUGCUAGCGGGGACUCGCCCCUGCUCCCCCCGCACCCGAGGCGUCGCGGCUCAGGCCCUCUGCCCUUGAGAUCCACCGCUCACCGUGGGCUCAGCAUGGCGGCAUCUUCUGCAAAACCUCAAGCGCUGGAGGAGACCGGGCCGGGCUCGGAUGGGGAGCGGGAAGCAAAGCCUCUUCUCCCCUGGGGCUCUCUUUUUGGUCACCGGAGCGAGAAGAUUGUGUUUGCGAAGGGUGCGGGCCCCCAGGAGAGCCUGCUCACGGUCACCAUCACGGAGACCACGGUCAUCGAGUCGGACCUGGGCAUCUGGAGCUCGCGGGCGCUCCUCUACCUCACGCUCUGGUUCUUCUUCAGCUUCUGCACCCUGUUCCUCAACAAGUACAUCCUGUCCCUGCUGGAGGGCGAGCCCAGCAUGCUAGGUGCUGUGCAGAUGGUGUCCACCACGCUCAUUGGAUGCGUCAAGAUAUUUGUCCCGUGUUGUUUGUACCAGCAUAAGCCCCGGCCCUCCUACCCGCCCAACUUCAUCAUGACCAUGCUCUUUGUGGGCCUGAUGAGGUUUGCAACAGUGGUUUUGGGGCUGGUCAGCCUGAAAAAUGUGGCCGUUUCCUUUGCUGAGACAGUUAAGAGUUCUGCACCCAUCUUCACUGUGAUCCUGUCUCGGAUGAUCCUGGGGGAAUACACAGGGCUGCUGGUCAACCUGUCCCUCAUCCCCGUGAUGGGGGGGCUGGCGCUGUGCACUGCCACUGAGAUCAGCUUCAACAUCCUGGGGUUCUCGGCUGCGUUGUCCACCAACAUCAUGGACUGUUUGCAGAACGUUUUCUCCAAAAAGCUUCUGAGCGGGGACAAGUACAAGUUCUCGGCCCCGGAGCUGCAGUUCUACACGAGCGCCGCCGCGGUGGCCAUGCUCAUCCCGGCAUGGAUCUUCUUCAUGGAUGUGCCCGUGAUUGGGAGGAGUGGGAAGAGCUUCAACUACAGCCAGGACAUUGUGCUGCUGCUGCUGACGGACGGCGCCCUGUUCCACCUCCAGAGCGUCACUGCCUACGCUCUCAUGGGGAAGAUCUCCCCUGUGACCUUCAGUGUCGCCAGCACGGUGAAGCAUGCGCUGUCCAUCUGGCUAAGCAUCAUCGUUUUUGGCAACAAAAUCACCAGCCUGUCGGCCAUUGGCACCAUCCUGGUGACCGUGGGAGUGCUGUUGUACACCAAGGCCCGGCAGCGCCAGCAGGAGGCCGUGCAGGGCCUGGCUGCGGCUGGGACAGAGGCCCUGGGUCCCCAGGAGCCCAGACAGCACCACCGAGCACAGGCCUCCGGCUGCCCAACAGCUGCACUGCGUUGACACUGGGUCCCCCGGAACCAAGACCCAAAGCCACCGGCCCGCACCACCGGCUGGGCUGCAGUGGGGCUGUGCGGGCUCCUCUCCCUGGGACUCAGAUGUUUCAUGGUGAGUGCUGAGCGGUGUGGAGGGGGCGGGUGGCCUACAGCUCACCACCUCGCGCACUUAAGGCUGCACUGUGGGUGACCAUUGGGGUCCCGGGUCAACCCAAACGUGCAUGCCCUGCUUGGAGAUGGCCGGGAGGUUGUCCCUAAGUCACUGGAAUCACAGGAGCCCAUGGCUGCAGGCAGUCAGACCCAGAAACGAGAGCAAGGGGACGCAGGGACCAACCUCCCGCCCCCCCCCCCCCGACUCGGCACUCAGGUCGUCCUGGGGUCACCUGGGGACUGCCAUUCAACUGACUGAGUCCUGCGCCCCCUGCUGAGGCAGCCUGUGGUGACUUCCUGUCCUGCGCUGAGCCUCCGUUCCUGACAUCAUGGCCAUCAACUCUGCCAUGCCCUCGUGCGGGGACACACGCGGUUUGGCAGAGCCUUUGUGCUGAUUCAGUGACGCUGUCUCAGCGGAGCACGUGCCAAGCGUCCCUGGAGCGCCUGCGCAGCCGGCAGGUCGCCCCUGCAGCACCCCGGCGCGGCGUGCUGAGCCCUCCACUCCUGGCCAGUCACUGGGCCCACAGCCCAGGAGGGACCGAGGGGACCACGCACUGAGCCGUGGAGGCGGAGGGUUCAUUUCAUUCCUCAUGUCUGGGGUUCACCAGCCGGUCUUUGAGACCCUCCCCAUCAGCGCGAGCUCUGGGCCCCGGCGGGCCGAAGCUUCUGGCACUGUCUCCCUCCCCUUCCUCGCUCUUCAGGUCAUUGGGGCCCAUGGAGGAUGGGUCACUCGUUUCCAUGAGGCUUCCAGUCUGGAAAAUACAAAAGCAGCCCCUGUAGGAAAUAAGCGCUCAGACACAAAGAGCAAUAACUACGCCUCCAUAAGAUCUACCUACUUGAAAGCCGGCGCGAUGCUGAAUAGAAACGAGGCCUUGUAACCCACAGCCACCUUGCUCAAGACGCUGCCCUCCCGUCUCUGGGACAGGCCAGCUGCGCGCCCCGCACUGUGAGGCCACCUCCACUGUGAAGAUGCUCUGACGACUCUAAAGAGGACUUUGCCCAGGCUUUUCCUUCCUUUCCUCUCUUCCUGCUUCUCCAGAGCUAAAGGAAAUACAAUGGAGGUGGCUUGGGGAUAGAUGCUGGACUGAUGUGCCAGCGAGUCCGUCUCCUCGAGAGCAGAGCCACCAAGCUUCUGCCAAGGGGAGGAGGACCUGCAUCUGUAGGCGUUGCUUGCAGGAGCCCCACCUUCCUGCAGACCUGGCCUGAGUGUGGAGUGCUUCCGAGUAUUGUCUGGAAUGCCUGGCCCUGAUGCCACAGCAGUUAGGAAGUGGCCUCUGGAGCCUUCUCCCCCUUCCCCUCCCCCUCCUUGCACCCCCACCCCUGGCCCAUAAACAAAAAGAAAAUCUCCGAAAUUGUUAGCAAGGGAGGCAGCUUGCGGCAGCGCUGCUUUCGAGAGGCGCCUCACCCGGGCCGUGGCCGCACAUCCCCCUCCAGCCUGUCACCACACCUUGCUCCACAGUGGCCCCGGGACAUUCAAAGCCCAGACUGACCGUGGAUGCUCGUACAGACAUUUAAAGAAUUAAUUUUGUACAGUGCUUUUAUAUAGAAUAGUAUGUCCUCAUGUGUAGAAGCAUUGACACUGGGGUUGCUACUUGGGUUAAUUCCUCCUUUAUCCAGGUCAUUGUCUGUGCCUUUGUAAACUGGACAGAACUUCCAAGUUGGGCCUUUGUUUAUUUACCACAUAUUUGGAGAUGUACAGGUUUCUAAUUUUAAGAGAAACUAGGAUGGGUUUGGAGUGUAGUUUAUUGCUACAGCACUCCCCAGGGAUGUGUGAGGCCCUGAGUUUGAGC